Magallana angulata is the source of this 2307-nucleotide messenger RNA. RefSeq names its product E3 ubiquitin-protein ligase TRAF7-like. The record is from RefSeq and is a predicted model, not a curated record. Gene Ontology annotation, molecular function: zinc ion binding; protein binding. Lineage: Eukaryota; Metazoa; Mollusca; Bivalvia; Ostreida; Ostreidae. Bases 57 to 2123 code for a protein of 688 amino acids. The transcript is spliced from 21 exons.
AACGACUUAACGAAGGAGGAACGCAACUCUGUAGCACAGACAGGAAGUAAAGAAAAAUGGCUCAACAAAAUUUUCAAGAAUACGAUCCUCUUGAUGAUUAUGCUCGAAGGACGAAUUCUUAUCGGUAUUUUUCCUCCAAUUAUGGAGAAAAUCACCCUGGCACACAAGCAACACAUCCAGGUAAUGAAGAGUCUUCCUCUUCAUGCAACUCAUCGCCUGUCAGGAAUGAAAAUAGAAACAGCCAACUGAUGAACAACAGCAUGGCAUUACAGGAGGGCAAGAUGGUCACUCACCAAGUGAGCUACAAUGACACAGGUCAGAGACUCCCAGGGUUUGGAGAACCAAGCCCCAGGCUAGCUGACUCAGCCAUGGGGUUCGGAGAUGUACUUCAGAAUAGAGCUCCCAUGUCACCUAGCCACAGAAAAUCUCUCACAUCACUUCAUCAUUCCGAAACAGAGGUUUGGGAUAUAAUGGUUUUUGUGGAACCUCCCAGUAAAAGUUUGUUCUGCAAGAUGUGCAAUAAAGUUUAUAAGGACCCUGUGAUGGUCACAUGUGGGCACUCCUACUGCAAAAGAUGUGUAACAAGACAAAGUGAAGGAACAUGUCCAAUAGACAACCAGACAAUAGCGGUCGUCGUCGCUAACAUCGCUGUGUCGGAACAGAUCGGGGAGAUGUUUAUUCACUGUCGGCAUGGCUGUCGACUGUCAGAGGACGGACAGACCUACGAACUGGAUCCAACCCGCUGUCAGGCCACUGUCAAAGUCGCCACCAGAGGGGAACAUGAAGAGGGUUGUGAUUACAUGAUGGUCGAGUGUCCGAAUCACGCAGGCUGUCCACAGUUACUGAGAAAAGACUUAGAAGAUCACAUCAAAACCUGUUGUAAUGUCAAGUGUCCUCACCACAAAUACAGUAGCUGUGAGUUCACUGGAACACAGGAGGAACUAAAUAUACACCUCAAGAUGUGUAAGUACGAGGGCAUGAAGGACUUUCUGGGUCACAUGGAGGAGAAGGUGGGAGAGCUUCAGGAAUCUCUGGAGGAGAAGGACCAGGAAAUCAACUUCCUGCGAUCCAUGCUCGGGAAGCUGUCCGAGAGACUGGAAAACUUGGAAAAAACAGCCGAGAUCAAACUAGAAAUUAUUGAACGGAAUCAAAGUAAUUUACUCAAUGAAGUCGUGGAAAAUCGCAAGGAGAGGGCUCUUCUCAUGGAUGAACUUUCGAACAUACAAAAUCAGUUGAAUGGACGAAAUGUGGUGCAAGGAGUCUAUGAUCCACAGCAAAUGUUUAGAUGUAGAGGAACUUUUGUUGGACACCAGGGGCCUGUUUGGUGUCUAACAGAGUAUGGAGAGUUCUUAUUCAGUGGUUCGUCUGAUAAAACAAUAAAGGUUUGGGACACGGGAAACAACUACAGAUGUCUGAAAACAAUGGAGGGCCACACAGGCAUUGUACUUGCCCUGUGUACCUGUGGUAACAAACUGUACAGUGGGUCACAGGACUGUAGGAUAAUGGUCUGGAAUAUUGAGAACUUUGAGAAGGAAAAGUCAGUAGAAGCUCAUGAGAAUCCUGUAUGUACUCUGACCUCAGCCAAAAACAUGUUGUUCAGUGGAUCCCUGAAGGUUGUCAAGGUUUGGGAUGCUCAGACAAUGGAGCUUAAAAAAGAACUGACUGGGAUGAACCACUGGGUCAGAGCUCUUGUGGCUACCCAGAAUUACCUGUACAGUGGCUCCUAUCAGACCAUAAAGAUCUGGGACCUGGACUCACUCGAGGUUGUACAUAAUCUAGAGACGUCGGAGGGCAGCGUAUACAGCCUAGCCGUCACAACCCACCACAUCCUGUGCGGCACCUACGAAAAUGUCAUCCAUGUGUGGGAGCUUAGUUCGAAAGAAUUGGUUGUGACCUUGAAAGGUCACACGGGGACUGUUUACAGUAUGGCUGUCCUUCACACUUCCUCAGGAACCAAAGUGUUCAGUGCUUCUUACGACAGAUCACUAAGAGUAUGGAGCAUGGACAAUAUGAUUUGUACACAGACAUUACUAAGACAUCAAGGCAGCGUGGCAUGUUUAGCCGUUUCUCGUGGUAGAAUUUUCUCUGGAUCAGUGGACAGUACAGUAAAGGUGUGGCAAUAAAAGAGAGUUGUGACAGCUGUUGUGACAUGUGGAUGUGAAUGCCAACUGUCUUUGUUUGUGAUAGAAUUAAUGUGAUAUAACAUUUAAUGUUACGUAUGUGUGAAAAAUAUACAAUUUGUAUGGGGCUUGCACUAUAUCUUUUGUGUAUUCAAAUAUUUUGUAAAUAAACAUUUUAUCAAAUAAC